Messenger RNA from Punctularia strigosozonata HHB-11173 SS5, 1719 nucleotides. RefSeq lists its product as uncharacterized. Gene Ontology annotation, molecular function: mRNA binding; zinc ion binding. The record is from RefSeq and is a predicted model, not a curated record. The transcript is spliced from 7 exons. NCBI's taxonomy places the organism in Eukaryota, Fungi, Basidiomycota, Agaricomycetes, Corticiales, Punctulariaceae. Bases 1 to 1566 code for a protein of 521 amino acids. Gene Ontology annotation, cellular component: ribonucleoprotein complex; cytoplasm; nucleus.
AUGGCUGCCUCACCGCCUGCUGACCACGGCAUACCCUCUGAGGGUAAAUGGGCCGGGGCUGACGACCAGCAUUCCUCUGAUGGUCCCACUCAUGCUCAGACAAACGGCAAUGGCAACGACGCAACGGAGCGCCCUGCUGAAUCAGAGAAGGCCGACUACUCUCGCGGCAACGGCGAAAACGAAGACCCCCCUGACGAGAAGGGUGGAAGCCCCUACAGGGAGCACGGCGACAGGCAGGCCAAGCCCAACAAGGUGUACAUCGGAGGCUUGCCCGAACACACUCGUCGAGAAGAUUUGCAGAGCUGUUUCGGCAAAAUAGGAAACAUCGUUAACAUCGAGUUGAAAGUUGGCUAUGGCUUCGUUGAAUUCGAGACUCGCGAAGCAGCUGAGGAGAGCGUUGCCAAAUAUAACGAAGGCUACUUCAUGGGAAACAAGAUUCGUGUUGAGAUUUCGCAUGGAGGUCGAACUGCGAAGUACCAGAGUGAGCCGGGAGCUUGUUUCAAGUGUGGCCAGCUCGGUCACUGGGCUCGCGAGUGUCCCAAUUCAGGCCCUCCGUCACGUCGGGGUCCACAUGGUGCUGGCGGCGAUCCUCCCCUCAUUGAUCGUAUCCAUCCUGCCAGAGACUAUCCUCCGGCACCUCCUCCAAGAGACUACCCUCCGUACGCCAGAGAUGAGUACCCCCGCUAUCCCCCGAGAGAUAGAGCUUUUGGUGGCUAUGACUACCCGCCACCUCCUGGGAGGGACUUGCGCCGACCGCCCUCUCCACCAUAUCGUGGUCCUUCUCGCGACUAUCCGCCGCCCCCACCAAGGGUUGGCCGUGAUUACGACGAUUACAGAAUGAGAGGCCCGCCUCCUCCCCCUGUGCCCGUUCCUGCGGGGCGCUUUGGCCCGGGAUAUGUUCCUCCUCCGUUCCCCCCGGACGACUAUCCUCCUCCUCGAGCAGGUUAUGGUGGACCUCCUCCCGUCCGGGAACCUUAUGACAGAUACGACCGACGGGGUCCGCCCCCGCCGCCGGUAGAUAGGUAUUCCGGAUAUCCACCUCCCGUUAGGUCGAGGACUCCACCCGGUGUCCCGCCGCCUCGUAUCAGAGACGACUUUGAUAGACCUGGACCUCCUCGGUACGCGGGCUUUGGCAGCAACCUCUCGCUCAUCUUGCUGAGUGUGAAUAUAGUGACUAUCCCCCUGGAGGACCUCCGGAAUUCCGCGGAAGGCCCAUCACCCCGCCUCCGGCUAGAUAUGGGGAUUAUCCGCCCCCACGCACUGCGAGCCCUACGGGUAGCGCUAGAUAUCGCCGGCGCUCCCAAAGCCCGCUUCCGCGCUCCAGUUCCGGCGCAAUACCCUUCGACGGUCCUUAUCCCCCUCCUCCCGGCGAGCGUUUCGGUAAUGGAUAUGCUGGUGGCCCUGGCGGACCUCCUCCAAUGCCUCCUCGAGGCGGUUCUAGGGACUAUCCUCCUCGCGGCGUGGGCGAACCUGGCGGCUACAGGAGACCUUGAAUCAUUCCUUCCUACGCUGCCACCCAAAAGGUUAUUGACGCUACCCCCCGGCAGCCCCCGUUCUCUGCUCUAAGCUAGACUAUAUCUGCUUCGACGUAACAUCUUGAGUUGUGCUCUUGCUAACUGUGCCAUGGUUUUUGCUUCGUUGUGGUACCGUCUUGGACCUGGCGACCAAAACUGACAUGUUGUACUGGACCUGGCCGAUAUCUAUAUAAAAUGAGUGUCC